Solea senegalensis (Senegalese sole) is the source of this 1714-nucleotide messenger RNA. RefSeq names its product leucine-rich repeat-containing protein 72. Gene Ontology annotation, molecular function: protein binding. The record is from RefSeq and is a predicted model, not a curated record. Bases 371 to 982 code for a protein of 203 amino acids. The transcript is spliced from 5 exons. NCBI's taxonomy places the organism in Eukaryota, Metazoa, Chordata, Actinopteri, Pleuronectiformes, Soleidae.
UCAACAUCAAUUAUUUCACCAUCUCUGUGCUUAUUUUUUAGGUAAAUCUACAUUUCUUUAUUAUUUUUUUAGGCUACACUUCUUCUUCUUCUUGUCGUUUUUUAUUCAAUGCUAUCACUGUUUUUCAGAUCUGGGGCAGUGGGUUUUACAAACCACAAGUUUAAGCUGCAAUGUGAUUAUCCCCCAUCAUGUGAUCUACAGCACUGGCAUGAAAGAAGGCGUUUUUUGUUUUUUUUCAUGAGAGCAGCUCUCAGAGGUUUGAAUCAACUGGACAGACAUACCAUUCUCCUCUUCGGCAAUCGGUUUGAUCAUGGCAAAAUCAACUGACUUGUGAACCGAAUCUUCAAAGGUGCGAAGGGAAGUGAAGAAAAUGGAUGGUCACAGUAAACCCAACCAUGCCUCGAAAUUCCAGUGGCUUUCGUUUGCCUACCAGGGUCUGACAGAGCUCCCUUAUGACAACAUACUGAAACAGGCGGACAGUCUGGAGGUGCUGGACCUGAGUUACAAUCUGCUGGACGAGAACCCGGCUCUGCUGGGUCAGCUGGAGAAGCUCAGCACGCUGAUCCUGGACUGUAACAACUACACGUCGCACGUCAAGUUCCCCUACAUGGCCAGCGUGACCACGCUGUGCAUCAACAAGAACAAGAUCAACAACCUGCCUGUGUUUGUGGAGGAAAUCAGGCGCAAGUUCCCAAACAUCAGGAUUCUCAGCAUGAUGAACAACGAGGCAGCACCGAGUUAUUUUAAUGGAGGAAGUCUGACCCAGUACAAAGAUUAUAGACAGUACGUGGUCAGUCAGAUCCCAGGUCUGGAGAUCCUGGACGACACCGAGGUCCUGGAGAAGGAAAGAGCUCAGGCUCGUAAAACCUACAGACUGCAGCGUCAGAGCAGGAACAGCAGCAGGAAGAGGAGGGAGAAGGACGAGUCCUCCAGGAGACGCACACACAUGCAGAAAAAGUCUCAUACUGUCAUAAGACAAUAGCUCAUACACACUAUAGUUUUAUUUUAGUAUUUUUUUAAUCCUUUCAUUUUAGAAUCACAGAGUCAGUGUGAGUUGUGCAGGUUUAUAGCAAGACAUUUAACAAAGUCUGACUUUACAGGUAUUAACAACAUCAAUUUGUGACUUUUUAACGUGUUUAAUUACAUUUUGUUACCUGUUUUGCAGAAUACAUGUCUAAAAAUCCUGUUCUUUACUCUAAAAAGCUGUUUUUGUUAGUAUUCAAAUCCAAACACCAGCACCACAUUAAAAAUGAAAAUAAUCUAUAUUCAUGUUCUUAUUUCAUGUGGAUAUAUAUAUUUCUUAUAUCCACAUGAAAAGUGUUUGGUCAUCACAUUAAAAACUGCUUAAGAUACACAACUGUUACAUUGCAGGAUUACUACAUUGUAUUACCACUAGAGGGCAGCAAUGUUCAGUAGAAAUCUCUCAUUGCAUCCAACUUCCUACAGUCUAUGGGAUUUCCUUUUUCCUGGGUUUAAAUGAGCGUCUAUAAGAGUUUGAGCUUGUGUAAAACUAAGAGAAAUCAUGGGAUGAGAUUAUACAAUUGGAGAAACAUUGAGUAAAAAAAGUCACAUGACCCCCUCUAUUUUCUUCCCUUCAGAUAUUAUUUACAUAUAGGUUACUGAAUUAAUUUGUCUCCAAACCACUCAUUGUAGUCUUUAUUUAAUAAAAGUGAACAUUAAAUAAAUGUGUUAAUAAAAACGUGAAAACCUUUAA